AUGCGACAAUUUGUGACGUUUUGUUUGAAGUUCUUGAAUUACGUGGGCAUUUUAAUCGGCUUCACCAGUCUCCGCGUGGAUUACUCCACGCAGAAGGUAGUCAAAUCGAAGCCUGCCAAUUACUAUGUGGUGUUCGCAAAUGUUACUAUGGUGGCCUUGCUGCCAUGCGCCCAUACAGUUUCCAUCAACUACAUCACUGCGAGUUUCAAUAAUAAUUUACUCGCUUUCACCGACUCCGUCAAUUUAUUCAUUUGCUACAUUGUUAUUGUAUUUUCGGUAGUGAGUCGACAUCGCCGCGAAAAUAUUUACAUAGAAAUCUCGGAUGAAGUGCGCAAGCUUGACCUAACCUUCUUCAACAAGUUUACGUUGAAUUCAGGCAUUGAGAAGCGAGCCGAUUGGAUAUUGCUCAUCAAAAUAUUUACCCUCAGUCUGGUGGUGCACGUGCCCAUUUAUGGUGUAUUCCAGCAGGCGAUACGCGUCGAUGCGAAUGUCAUCAUGUUGGCAGUAUAUUCGAGCAUCAUGAAGGGCAUUCUCCAUGGAGUCAUGUUUUUGUUUUUCUUCAUGCUGUGGCUAGUGCGUACGCGCAUAUGGCGAUUGAAUGCACAUCUUAAUGAUCUUCUGCAUAGACAGCUGAGGCUGCAUGGAAGCACGAAUGUGAAUUUGGCAUACAGCAGUGAUGCAUUACUCGCAGCAGAGGAGCUAAGGGAGAUGGCUAGGGUACAUGCACGCCUUAUCGCAAUGCUGCAGCGUCUCAAUGCUGCGUAUAGAUGGCAGGUGAUUGCAGUGCAGCUGACGUAUUUGAUAAGCAACAUUUCGUAUGGUUACUAUAGGGUGGCAACGUUGGAUGAUUCCAUAUAUCAACAUCAGACUAUGCCUUCUCUCAUUUCAUCUUUUGUGGCAAGUACAGUUGUAUUUCUGGACAUCAAUUUACUAUAUUGGGCAGCAGAUGCAACAACGAGUGCUUGCCAACACACCGCCAGCUUAUUGCGCAACUUUCAGGUGUUGUCGUUUAUGGAUGCAGCAUUUGAGCAGCAGUGCGAAACAUUUGCGCUGCAAUUGAAACAACAAAAUAUGCAUAUAAACAUCGCCGGAAUGUUUAAUCUAAAUCGGCAGACUGCAUUGGCGCUCUGGGCCUUUUGUGCGCGCCACAUACUCAUUCUGGUGCAAUUCGACUAUGAGGCGCGCAAUCAUGGGAAUCGGUCAAGUGGUGUCCUGGAGCAUGUUAGCCGUUUGCUACAAUUUGGCGAGAUUUGGGGAGAGGAGUGA
Messenger RNA from Anastrepha ludens (Mexican fruit fly), 1266 nucleotides. It is a transcript of the gene Gr36b, whose product is annotated as putative gustatory receptor 36b. The transcript is spliced from 2 exons. Gene Ontology annotation, biological process: sensory perception of taste. Lineage: Eukaryota; Metazoa; Arthropoda; Insecta; Diptera; Tephritidae. The record is from RefSeq and is a predicted model, not a curated record. Gene Ontology annotation, cellular component: dendrite; neuronal cell body; membrane. The coding region runs from base 1 to 1266 and encodes 421 amino acids.